Messenger RNA from Penicillium verhagenii, 1704 nucleotides. Its product is annotated as putative chromosome segregation protein (Pcs1). Gene Ontology annotation, molecular function: protein binding; microtubule site clamp. The record is from RefSeq and is a predicted model, not a curated record. The transcript is spliced from 3 exons. The coding region runs from base 1 to 1704 and encodes 567 amino acids. Gene Ontology annotation, biological process: homologous chromosome segregation; attachment of mitotic spindle microtubules to kinetochore; meiotic sister chromatid segregation. NCBI's taxonomy places the organism in Eukaryota, Fungi, Ascomycota, Eurotiomycetes, Eurotiales, Aspergillaceae. Gene Ontology annotation, cellular component: monopolin complex; nucleolus; mitotic spindle.
AUGUCCAAGGCGGAGAAGUUGUUGAUGUUCGCGCGGCGCGCGUAUCGCACCGUCCCUACUAGCGAUCUACACCACAUAAAUAAGCUCCAAUUGCACACCAUGCCUAAAAGGAAAGCGCCCACAAAACUUUCUGGGCUUACCGGCUCAGACGAUGAAGAUUUGAUGCAGAUGACGGCAAAUGGGAGUGCAUCUGUACAGGAAUUACACGACGAACCUGCUGCCAAGAAACGACGAGGCCGACCGCGAACAUCAGGCGACAACCCGAUCGUAUCCCAGUCGACAGCUCAGACCAAGAAAAGAGAAUCAGUUGCAGCUACGCAAACCGAGUCUUCUCAAGCUAAGAAACCAGCUGGUCGACGAGGGCGACCACGCGGUAGCAGUCGCCUAUCUGAAGCCCCGGAGACACAAAUGGAAGCAGAGCCUCCGCAUGAGGUAACCGAAGAACCAAAUGACGAAGAAAACGAGGAACCCGUGGCUCCUAAGCAGACAAAGACAACCCGCGCAACGAGGGCUGCUAAGCCUGCACCGACUCGUCGGACAGCUCGCACAGUCAGCGCAGCAAAGCAAGUAACCGCAGAUGGCGAAUUCGAGUAUACGCCCUCCGGUUCGAGGCAAGCUGCAGGUCAGGAGUCUAAGGAGGGACCGGAACCCAGCCCCCGUCCACGUGCCGUUCAACGACGACAGAAACAAGUUGAGGAGGUCAACACAGCACAGGAGGAUGAACCUGCGGUAGAUGUUGUAGAUGAGUCUAUCCUUCCCGAGGAAGCGCCUCCUGCUCGUCAUUUGCCUUCUGCUGCUGUGAAAGAUGCACGAUCCCGGUUGUCUUCGAUGCACAACGCACUAGAGCUUUCUCCUCGUAAACGCAAGUCAGGCGAUGCUGAGCAAGGUGGAGAUCCGGAGCUGAGGCGUAAAAUUGGUGAUCUCACCAAGAAGCAUGAUGCCCUGGAAACCAGGUAUCGCAAUCUUCGGGAGAUUGGAGUCGUAGAGGCCAACACAAACAUGGAAAAGUUACGCAAGCAGUGUGAGACUGUCACUACAGCUUCCAACGAGUUGGUAGCAUCUCUCAAAUCUGAACUGGAAGCACAGCGAGCUCUGGGGCAACGGAGCCGUGGACUCGAGAAGCAACUGAAAGAACGGGAUGCUGAGAUAUCCCGUCUGCAUGCUCAGGCAGAUGAAUCACGUUCUCAACUUUCAGCCUCUCAAACCGAGGUCAAGGCCUUGCAGACUAAGUUGGCUGCCGCGCGCAAUACGGCCGCCAGCCUGGAGAAGACCGUCAAGGCUCCCGGCAGUGCAAUCAAGGGCGGACUUGCAAACCGUGCAGUGGCAGCCGCCAAUGCUGGGGCUGCGCAGGCAGCUCAAGUCGCUCAGCUCAAGGAAGAUCUAUAUAGUGACUUGACUGGUUUGAUCGUCCGUGGUGUAACGGACCGAGAAUCCGAUCACUUAUAUGAUUGUAUACAGACCGGAGUCAACGGAACCCUACACUUCAAGUUGGCAAUUCCCAAGGUACCUAGCUCGGAGUAUGAAAAGGCAGUGUUUGAAUACCUGCCUCUGUUAGAUGCCAGCCGUGAUCGGGAGCUUGUUGAUAUUCUGCCCGACUUUUUGAUCGACCAUAUUACUUUCGAGCGGGAACAGGCACCAAAGUUUUAUACAAGGGUUAUUGAUGCUCUGACUAAGCGGCGGUCCAGCACGGCAUCGCGUGCGUAA